AUGACCACAAUCGCAACACCUACAACCCCAACCUCAUUCGCAAUCCAGUUUUCUUUAAAGGAAAUAAAGGAGGUUAUUUGGUCGUGUGAAGGGAAGAAACUCCCGGGCCCAGAUGGAUUCAAUUUGGGAUUCUUUAAAUCUUGUUGGGUUGUUAUCAAGGCGGAUUUGGAGAAGUUUGUCUAUGAGUUCUAUAUCCAUCCGGUUCUCCCUAAAGUAGUAACUGCUUUCUUUAUUGUUCUUAUUCCUAAGAUUAAUAAUCAUCAAUCUCUUGAUGAUUAUAGACCCAUUUGCCUUAUAGGGAGUGCCUACUGCAUUCUUGCUAAAUUGUUAGCUUCGAGGCUAAAAAAGGUGAUGUUUAAAUUGAUUUAUAGUGGUCCAUCCGCGUUCCUUCCUAAGAGAUACAUGAUGGAUGGCGGAUUGAUAAUUAAUUAA
This is a messenger RNA of Vicia villosa (hairy vetch), 432 nucleotides long. RefSeq lists its product as uncharacterized. The transcript has a single exon. Lineage: Eukaryota; Viridiplantae; Streptophyta; Magnoliopsida; Fabales; Fabaceae. The record is from RefSeq and is a predicted model, not a curated record. Bases 1 to 432 code for a protein of 143 amino acids.